GGGUUUCUUUGGUAUUGCCAGAGGAGCGACUUCACACCUGUCAAUCAUCGUUUAACUUGUUAAAUAGUUGCUGCGGCAAGGAAGCGCUGGGUGGAAUUAAUGUUUGUUUGUGUGGGGAGAGUUUCAAGACAGCCGGACCUGUUGUGUUGUGGCGAAAAAAAACGCCAAAAGUGAUCAUGAGGAGUUUGUAAUUUCUACAUGUCACUUCAAGAGUCACAUCCAAGGUCAGGAAAUGGCUUUCCACGUGUGGCUCCCCUUCUAAUGCCGCCUGAACAACAGGAGGAAACACGGACACCGUCGGGAUCAUGUAGCUGAACGACGCUGAUGCACGAUGUAUCGCGGCACAUGAGCGCGGUGGUUGACACUCGCCCAUAAACCUGACCAUCAGUUUGGUCGCCAUCGGCGGGACGAUGAACGGAGCUCUUUUGACUCCUCCCAGCCCACGGGCCGUAAACUCCUCCCCCUUGCCCCCGUCACCCUCCCCGUCACCAUCCCCUCCAUCGCCCUCUUUGCUGCCUUUGUCGCCCCGGCCGCCGCCCCUCCCACCCCUGAUGAGCCCGCCACCACCGGCCCACCCGUCCUCGCUGUCGGACACCCCCACGCCUUCACCCUCACCUUCCCUCAGCUGGACUGAAUUCUGUGAGCUUCAUGCCCGCAUGGCGGCCGGCGACUUUGCACGGCACUUUAGGGCAUUCCUCUUGGAGAACCCUCACUACUCGCCUGACUCCGCCACCGCCUUCUGCCGCCGCUUCACGGAUCGCUUCGUCCGCCACUUUCAGAGCGAGUUGGAAGGGGCGCCACCACCUGCCGCUGCACCUGGCAGGGAGGAACCGGGGAGUUGGGCACCUCAGUCGGACGGCACAUCUCUGGAAGAAGAUGCCGCGUCCCCCUUGUCGGCAUCCGGGGCGGCGGCCCCGCUUUGCACCACCGCAAAUGUGGCUCGAACGGCUUCCAAACCGGCACCUGUUCGCCUUCUCCUGGACAACCGUAGUGGGGACAAAUUUCAAGACCCUUACGCUCACGGUCAGGUUCUGCCGCCUUCUUCGUCGUCAUCCUGCUGCUCCUCCGUGGGCGGCAAUAAUUGCAGGCGGGACGACAGGGGUGGCGCCACACUAGGCGGAAACGGGGAUGCGCCCGCCGAGGAAGAAGAAGACGGCUGGCCGGGGGCGGCCUCCAUGGGGGAGGAUGUGGAGCCGGAUGAGCGGGAAGCGGAGAGCGGCGAGGGGGAUGGCCCCGACGCCUCUUGCGGGCCACCCACACCCCCACCUUGCUCCAAAGGCGGCAGCGGUUCCAAAAACAAAGUAAAGAAGCGCUUCUCGCUUCGUAGCGUAGGGCGCAGUGUGCGCGGCAGCGUUCGCGGCAUCCUGCACUGGCGAAGCUCAUCCAGCGACUCUGCACCAAGCCCCCUGGCCCCCAGCUAUGGCUACACAGUGGGUGCGCAGGAAGCCGCUCUGUCCCGGAACGCCAUCGCCCAGCCUCCAGCGCCUGCCUCUUCCAUGCCCGUGUCUCUGUCCAUGCCCCUGUCCCUCCCCCACUCAUCUUCAUCCUCCCUGCCCCCUUCGUCAUCCAGCAGCGCCACCUCCCUCUCGUUUUCUGAUGCCGCUCGAGACCGGAGGCGGAGCAACGGCGAAGCUGGCGAGAAGGACAAGUGGAGCCACCGUUUGGAAAAAUUGCGACUGACUCGAUCGCCACCCCCCGUCCUCACUCCGAGCGCCACUUCAACCGUGCUGUUGCCCGCGGCGCCGCCAAGGAAGGUUGGUCGGCUGGUCCGGGAAGGCGGGGUCAGUGUCAGUUCAUCUAACGAUGAGUUGAGUGCCGGCCACGGCUUCCCGGGCUUCUCCUUUGCGCUCCCGCAUCACGGCCCCGACAACAACAACGCUGCGGGUGCCGGUAACGUGCCAUGGAGAGGGGGGCGUUGGCACAAGUGUCGUCUGGUACUCCGAGAGAGGGAACGAGAAGGGGAGCGAGGCGAGGAGUACUACUUAGAAUUCUUUAUUCCGCCUAAGGCAUCCAAACCACGGCGGACGGUGUCGUGUGGCGCCAUAGUUGACGUUAGGAGCACGACGGCGCUGGAGGUUCCGGAUAAGGAGAACAGCUUUCUGCUGCGGCUUGAAGGGGCCGUCCAGUACGUGAUAGAAACACGUGACGCCGUCCAGAUGAGGGCAUGGCUCAGCGACAUCCGAAACGGUGUCUGUCUCAGCAGCCAAGAAGAUCCUGACGGUGGCGUUCCAUCAGACAUCGGGGGCACGCCGGAGAUCGUCGACCGUCUGUCACAAGUGUGCUACGGCGGCGUGGCGGGCGCCUCCCCUCCAAUGGAGCCACUCCCGCCCGAACUGCCACCCCGAGCCCCUCUCGAUGACACUGACGCGCGCAUUCUCGGGGUAGGCGGGGCAAGUCUAGGUACUCCCUUUGCGGAGACGCCGGAUGCCACAGGUUCCUUCCUGUUCACGGAGGGGACAGCAGGCGAGGCUCUGGAGCAUCCGCUCAGCGAGUGCCAGUGGUUUCACGGCACCUUAUCGCGCCUCAAAGCGGCACAGCUGGUGCUGGCGGGCGGGCCGGCGAGCCACGGCGUCUUCCUGGUGCGCCAGAGCGAGACGCGGCGUGGCGAAUACGUUCUCACCUUCAACUUCCAGGGGAAGGCCAAGCACCUGCGCCUGUCGCUAAACGAGGACGGGCAGUGCCGCGUGCAGCACCUUUGGUUCCAGUCAAUCUUCGACAUGCUGGAGCACUUCCGCGUGCACCCCAUCCCACUGGAGUCAGGCGGCGCUUCUGACGUCACGCUCAUCAGUUUUGUUGGCGCCGCUGCUGUCCGACAGCCAGGGCGCGACCGGGCGGGCAGCCGGCCUACCGUCUGUGAUGUCAUCACCGCGCGCCAUCCCGACUCUCCAUCAACCCCCAUCUCUGACUGUGUACUUGACCAGCAGACCCCGUAGCCCCCCUCAGCCGCCCCCUCUGCCCCCGGGACGCCCGCCACCCCCGACUCCGCCCCAGGAGAGGGGACAGGUGACGGAGACAGAGGCUGCGAUGACGGGAAGUAGCGUUGUGGUGGAGGAGCGGGAUGAGCGGGACGCUCCACCGCACCAACCGGAGGCGGUGGAAGAAGAUGAGCCGGAGGCCGCUCGGGCACCGCCCCGAGCCGUGGACAACCAGUACUCCUUCUUCUGACGAGCGCCUCGUCGUCAGAGAAGCUCGUAACACUAAUGCGUGCGAGAGCGAGACCGGAUCGGACGCACGCUGAGUGUGUUUAAACGACACUAACGACUUACACGUGUACCUCACGACCGCCGCUAACCUCCACAACAACCUCAUCCAAGGGAGCGGGCACGUGCGUGCAUGCGUGAGGGUAUUAACGAAUGCGAGAGAUUGUGAAUGUGGUUAAGUUUGCGUGUUUGCGACUUUGUGUGUUUGCAUAAGACGCCAUCUGACUGAGUGAAUGUGUGUAAGCCCAGUCGGUGAUGUUAUCAUUCGGCGCCUCGCGGUUGGUUGUUUUUUUUUUUUUUUUUUUUUUUUUACCUCAGUGGCGCUCAGCGUUUCGUCCAUCUUGUUCUUGCUCUCCUCGCCGGCAAGACUAGUAUUGAUUUUGUUCGUCUCAAAUGUCUUUGUGCCUUCUGUUGUUUUGGGUCGGAACAAACGUUGUCCGUUCAGCAAAAACACGUGCCUUUUGUGUGUCAUCUGGGCUGACUUUGGCGCUUUUUUUGCGUGUCUAUCCGAUCGACAUGUUCUGUUCGUCGUGUCGGUGGCGCUUUUUUCCCGUGUUUCUUCUCGGUGUGUUUUCUCCGACGUGUCGUUGUUCUCACGACUUCUUGUGCCUUUCUCUGUCUCUUCUUCAUCUUGUCGUUGCUGGGACCGUGUGUGGAGGGUGGCGGCUGUGCGCCCCCGUCUUUUAGUUUCAGGUUCUUCGUUGAAUUGAAUGAUUCUAAUAUAAAUAUAGUUAAAACGUU
This is a messenger RNA of Corythoichthys intestinalis (scribbled pipefish), 3941 nucleotides long. RefSeq names its product SH2B adaptor protein 1 (gene sh2b1). Gene Ontology annotation, cellular component: plasma membrane. Gene Ontology annotation, biological process: intracellular signal transduction. Gene Ontology annotation, molecular function: transmembrane receptor protein tyrosine kinase adaptor activity. The transcript has 10 exons. Bases 411 to 2933 code for a protein of 840 amino acids. The record is from RefSeq and is a predicted model, not a curated record. NCBI's taxonomy places the organism in Eukaryota, Metazoa, Chordata, Actinopteri, Syngnathiformes, Syngnathidae.